Pocillopora verrucosa is the source of this 2632-nucleotide messenger RNA. RefSeq lists its product as uncharacterized. Gene Ontology annotation, molecular function: protein binding. The record is from RefSeq and is a predicted model, not a curated record. NCBI's taxonomy places the organism in Eukaryota, Metazoa, Cnidaria, Anthozoa, Scleractinia, Pocilloporidae.
CAAAGCGUCUAUGGAGCUUUCGCGUCUGAAGAAUUGUUUAUUCUCUCUUUCAAGGCAGACGAAGCAAACGUUUCAGUCAUGGAAAAGCUCUUCGAAAAAAUUGGAGAUCAUUUCAACAAUCCAGAAAUGUCUGAUCGCAUUUUAGUCGUGAAGAUUCGAAAAGAUGGUUGGGAAAAGCUCGAAGCAGCACGCCGGGUUCGAAGUAUCACGAAAACGAAUUCUCAAGAGGGAAACGAUGCGAUUUCAGGGACAAAUUUUUAUCAAAAAGAAAGGCUGCAUCUAUCUACAAACAAAGAAUCGAUUGUUAGCACGUCUGAGCCAAAAUGUGACACCGAAUCUGCAGGUCCUGGUGACGACCCUGUAAACUCCGCUUCAGAAUUAAGAACUGUUAGCAGCUUAAGCUGUGAUUCCGGAAUAAGCGACGUUACAUUUUCUGAGACCAAAAAAACGGUUAAGAGUAAGAAAAUAGAAGAAUCCUCAAUCAGGGGCGAGAAAGGACAUAACCCAGUGAAUCAAGAUUCUGGAAAUUGGCAAAAUGCUGCAAAUUCGAAUGAAGAUGCCGUCGUCUCUCCGACAUCAUCAGAUGUAGAUGUCACCAUUAGCAAGUUGCUCAUAGCAGACAUUAGCUAUACUCACAAAGCCGGUGCCAUAGGUUUAACCGCUUUAAAUACUGGCGACGAAAGCCCUUCAGCAUCUGCCCCUUUACAAUCGUCCAAAACCGGAACUGCAGAGGCCAGCGUAGAAUAUUUGACAUUUACUGACACUGUCAUCCGGGAACAGCAGCUGUAUGUUCACAGCUUCUGGCUGGCUUUGAAUAGUUCUUACUUUAGAAGCCUAUUUUUUAGCUCAGGGAUGAAGGAGACAAAAGUGAAAAAGGUUGAGAUGAACAUCAGCGAAUCCUUGUCAUCGAUGUUCCUUCUGUUGAUAGAAUCACUGUAUAAGCCUGAAGUUGUGAUGCCAGAAAGUGUGGAAAAUCUUCUUGUUCUUAUGAGACUUGCUCAUGUUUAUGAUGCAGAGAGCACACUCAAGGCUUGCCAGAAACUUCUUGGUUCAGCAGAAUUGACAGUUGAGAUCUGUGACAAAUCCUUGAAUAUGCAAGAGCAUGAAAGACUCCCUGAGAUGGCAGAAUUUAUCAGGCGAUGUGAAGAAUUCCUGGUUGAGGAAUUCAGUCCAUUAGACUCUCAAUGGUCGAAUGAACACUUUCUGUCUCUGAGUUCCAACGGUCUACAGAAAGUUCUUUCCAGCCAUGAGUUGUGUGUAUCCUCAGAAAAUACUGUGUUCCUUGCACUGAUGAAAUGGGCAGAGGUGAAUGAAGUGUUUGAUGAUCAGCUUGAGCCCCUGUUGGAAUUGGUUCGCUUCAAAGCCAUGACCAUUAAUUACCUACAUGAUGUUGUUACCAGUGAUCACCCAAUUGCUUCUACAGUUGCUAAGUUUCAACUGAUGUUUGAAGAGGCUGUUUUUUACCAUGCAUUUUCUAAGGAGAGACAGUGUGAGGAGGGAGAGCCUGUUGGCAGGAAAGCUCAUGAUGAUCCAGUGGUGUUUAACUGGACAGUGGACAUUGGAGAAGAUAUUGAAGUAGAGAAGAAAAAGAAGAUCAUCAAAUCACCGCAUUUCUGGGUCAGCGGAUACGAAAUGUUCCUUGAGCUGAAGCUGAGGACUUCCGGGUGUCAAGGCCUAUAUCUGACAAUAAGCACACGUGACUUCCGCCACAGUAGCAAAGGAUUCGUCAAACUUGCUUAUUCUCUGACAUCCAACUUUCCUAAGGCUACACGAGUAAUCAACGAAGCGGACGUGUUUGAUAGAGAAGGAUCUGGCUGGGGAUACGAAGAAUUCUUUCCUUUAAGCUGGACUGAAUUCAAAGAUCAGUUGAAAAGAACUCCUCUUAUAAUAACAUCUCAAGUCAGUCUUCUGGAAUAGUGUAGAAUUUGAUCCAGUCCAAUUUAUUUUGAUGUUGUUUCACCUUGUUCGCUUUUUCCAAUCUUCAUAUUGUGAGGCAACUAUUCUCUCUGAGUCGAACAGUGUGUUCCAGAGAAAUGUGUUUUAAAGUAUUUUGAAAAUGGAAUGAAACUGAUGCGGGAGAGUGAUAAGUCGAAAGGAAACUUCCAGAGAAGAUUUGAGAAGACCCAGAAGUAUUUUUGUUUUUUAAAGCCUUUCAUAACUUUUGCAACACCCUUACACAUCUUGCAACCUUUGUUACUUUGAUUUUAUAUUUAUUUAUUUAAUUAUGUAUAAUUUUUGUUUAUUUAUGGUUAUUUGUUUAUGGAUGUUUUUUUGGCGUCUUUGGAAGAGUCGUAGAGAUUAAGAUCAAACGAUCUGUGAUAUUUGAACCCACAAAAUGUAGAAACACAGAUUUUGUGUUGUCAUUCGAAAUGACAGUGCCACUGAUCCAGAUUUUUCGGCGAAGGAAAUGUAGAUCAUUACCAACGUUUCUCUUUGUCAGGAUUUCACGUCGAGCGACCGAGUAAAGGUGUCGUGCAAUCGCGCGGCACUGAGUAUUUCGUCUUCGCGCGUUUCGUACAUGCAAUGUUAAAGAAAUGAGCUGUGUGGACAAUACUUUGUUAGUGAAUGUUCUUGCAUCAAGAACAUUUGACAUUGAUCCGACAGCAGAAGCAAGAUGAAGCAAAAACUAGAA